AUGGCGCAGAUCAGCACCACCUCAGAACAGACCAUCCAGACGCUCGAGCGCAUCGGCGCGCACUCGCACGUCAAGGGUCUCGGCCUCGAUGACCAGCUCGAGCCGCGUCCGUCGUCGCAAGGCAUGGUGGGCCAGCGUGCCGCCCGAAAGGCUGCCGGUCUCAUCGUCAAGAUGGUGCAGGAUGGCCGUAUCGCCGGCCGUGCCAUCCUCAUGGCGGGCCCGCCCAGCACAGGAAAGACGGCCAUCGCGAUGGGCAUGGCACAGACGCUCGGCUCCGACGUUCCCUUCACCAUGCUUUCGGCGUCCGAGGUAUUCUCGCUCGAGAUGAGCAAGACCGAGGCACUGAUGCAGGCGUUCCGACGCUCAAUCGGCGUGCGCAUCCGCGAGGAGGCCGAGGUGGUCGAGGGCGAGGUGGUCGAGAUCCAGAUCGACCGCUCGCUCACUGGCGCCACCAAGACGGGCAAGCUGACCAUCAAGACCACCGACAUGGAGACGAUCUACGAGCUGGGCAACAAGAUGAUCGACUCGCUCCAAAAGGAGAAGAUCACGGCGGGCGACGUGAUUGCCAUUGACAAGGCGAGCGGCCGCAUCACCAAGCUCGGCCGCAGCUUUACGCGCGCGCGCGACUACGACGCCAUGGGCAGCGACACCAAGUUUGUGCAGUGCCCCGAAGGCGAGCUGCAGCGCAGGAAGGAUGUGGUGCACACGGUGUCGCUGCACGAGAUCGACGUGAUCAACUCGCGCACGCAGGGCUUCCUUGCGCUCUUCUCGGGCGACACGGGCGAGAUCAAGCCCGAGCUGCGCGACCAGAUCAACACCAAGGUGGGCGAGUGGCGCGAGGAGGGCAAGGCCGAGAUCGUGCCGGGCGUGCUGUUCAUCGACGAGGUGCACAUGCUCGACAUCGAGUGCUUCUCCUUCCUCAACCGCGCGCUCGAGUCGGAGCUGGCGCCGCUCGUCAUCAUGGCGUCCAACCGCGGCAUCUGCCGUAUCCGCGGCACGCGCUUCCGCUCGCCGCACGGCAUGCCCAUCGACCUGCUCGACCGCGUGCUCAUCAUUAGCACCAAGCCGUACGAGCUGGACGACCUCAAGCAGAUCCUCACCAUCCGCGCCGCCGAGGAGGAGGUGUCGCUGAAGCCCGAGGCGCUCGAGGUGCUGACGCGCAUGGCGUCCGAAACGUCGCUACGAUACGCCAUCAACCUCAUCACCACGGCCAACCUGGCUGCCAAGCGCAGAAAGGCCGACGCCGUCGAGGUGGUCGACGUGCGCAGGGUGUACAACCUCUUUGUCGACGAGAAGCGCAGCGUCCAGUACCUCAAGGAGCACGCCGAGCAGUUUAUGAGCGAGUCCGACGAGUACGGCGACAUCGACGGCCUCAGCUCCGCAGCUCCGAUCAUCGGGCGCCAGAUGGCCGCCGCGCAGGCCUGA
Moesziomyces antarcticus is the source of this 1425-nucleotide messenger RNA. RefSeq names its product DNA helicase. The record is from RefSeq and is a predicted model, not a curated record. Lineage: Eukaryota; Fungi; Basidiomycota; Ustilaginomycetes; Ustilaginales; Ustilaginaceae. Gene Ontology annotation, biological process: chromatin remodeling; box C/D snoRNP assembly; regulation of transcription by RNA polymerase II. The coding region runs from base 1 to 1425 and encodes 474 amino acids. The transcript has a single exon. Gene Ontology annotation, molecular function: DNA helicase activity; ATP binding; ATP hydrolysis activity. Gene Ontology annotation, cellular component: R2TP complex; Swr1 complex; Ino80 complex.